Messenger RNA from Nelumbo nucifera (sacred lotus), 963 nucleotides. The record is from RefSeq and is a predicted model, not a curated record. NCBI's taxonomy places the organism in Eukaryota, Viridiplantae, Streptophyta, Magnoliopsida, Proteales, Nelumbonaceae.
AUGUGUGUAGCCUUCUCUACUACCUUUAAAGAAGUAGUUCGAACCUGGUAUCGGAACCUCGCGCUGAGAUUGAUCAAAAGCUGGUCGCAGUUCGCUGACUUGUUCACUGCACAUUUCAUCACCAGCAAAAAGAGUCCAAAGUCCCAGGGAAGCCUUCUCAAUGUGGUUCAGAGGGAAGGAGAAUCGAUUAGGAGCUACAUCAAAGGCUUCAAUGACACCUGCCUGCAGAUACCGGAUCUCGACCCGACAGUGAGGCUCAUUGCAGCCAAGAAGGGAAUUACCCACAAGGAGUUCAAAUGGCAUGUUGUAGCAAACAAACUGAAGGACAUUACUGAGUUCCUAAAGCUCGCAAACCAAUUCAUUGGCACCGAGGAGGAGAUCAAUCAGAAGGUCUAUAACUCACCCUCAGAGAAGAGGAAGAGAGAAAGUGAAGGAACGAGCAGUGGUGGACAAAAGAGGAAGAAAAGCAAGUCCCCAAGAAGGGGAAGAAACAACUCUAGAAGUCGGUCCCCUUCGCGAUCUCGUAAAUCAGGUCGGCGCUCCAGGACCCCUCCUGUGGAGAGAACGAACUACACACCCCUGAAUGCUAAAAGAGGAGAGAUCCUAAUGGCCAUUAUGGAUUCCCCUUUCGUCAAAUGGCCUCCCAGGUUAAGAGGAGACCCAACAGCAAGAAACCCGAACAUGUAUUGCCACUUUCAUCGAGAUCAUGGGCAUAGUACAGAGAAUUGCAGGAACCUCCGUGAUGAGAUCGAGGAACUCAUCCGAYGUGGACACUUGAAGAAUUUCAUCUUCAGCAAAGAAAGAAGACAGACAUAUCGGCAAGCAGACCGACAAGGAGAUAAGAGGAAUGCCCCAGAAGUCAGCAGGCAAAACGAGCAACCGCUACGACAGUUGCCAGAAGAGAGACCGAUUCGCGGGGUAAUUAACAUGAUUACCGGUGGGUCCAUUAUCGCGGGAAAAUGA